UCAUGUUUUCUUGACAGAUACCUAAAAUGUAAAACUUCUCAGAUUCAGCUGAUCAUGCUGGCAGUCCUGACUCUGUCCUCUCUAUGGGCCCUGAUGUGGGAGUCUAACCUCUGCCCUCCCAUCUGCCUGUGCCAGCACGACCUGACCACCGUUGAAUGUCAGGAAAAAGGACUGAAACAGAUCCCUGACCUCCCAGCUGACACAGAGCAGCUGUUUGCUGCCUACAAUGAGAUACAGGAAGUACCCUGGCAUAAGCUGGAGAAUCUGCAGGUCCUGGACCUGACAGCAAACCAGCUGAACAUCUCCCUCUCAGUAGUUCAGCCCUCUUUGAAGAAGCUCCUGAAGCUCUUCCUAGGAAACAAUAGCCUCCAGAUGUUGCGCCCUGGUCAGUUUAUGAACUGCCCUGCUCUCACCAUACUGGACUUAAGUGAGAACCAGAUUGAACAUCUAACAUCUGGCUUCUUAAAUGGAUUAGCCAAUCUGGCAAGACUUACCAUGAACUUUAACCGUAUUCAGAUGCUGCAAGUUGGCGCUUUAGAUGGAGCUUUCGCCCUCACUGAAAUCUACCUUAGCCAUAAUAACAUAUCAAAGAUAGAAGACGGUGCAUUCAAGGACCUGGCGCUGCUGGAGAAACUAAAUCUAGCAGGGAACAGAAUCAUGAAUGUGGAUGUGGGCAGCUUCAGAGGAGCAAAGGCUCUCCAACAUCUCGACCUGAGUUACAACAGGCUGGUCACUGUUCCUGCUGAAGCACUGAGGGAGGUAAGCGAUCUUAAGUGGUUGCUUCUCCAGAAGAACAGCCUCGCUAGCCUUCAAGAGGACUGCUUCUCCUCCCUGAGCUCAUUGGUUCAUCUGGAUUUGAGCCACAACACACUGACCUCUCUGUCUGAGGGAUCACUAAGAGGUCUGAGCAGUCUGCGUGAGCUGGAUCUCAGCAACAACCUUAUCGAUUCCCUUCCUCCUAAACUCUUCAUCGACUUGGCAAGCCUCGAGUCUCUUGAUUUGUACACAAACAGGUUUAAAUCUCUUCCUCUGGAUGUGUUUGGUUACCUGAAGAACCUACAGGAGCUGCAGCUGGAAGCCAAUCAAAUCAGUGUUUUGCCUGUUGGAGUUUUUGAUUCGCUGACCAGACUCAGUGAGCUACAGCUCUCUAACAACCACAUCCUCCAGCUAGACCACGCUGUUUUUGCAAAGCUGAAGUCACUGCAUUACCUGUACAUCGAGAACAACUCUCUGAGGCAUCUUCCUAAAGGUCUUUUCCACAAGACGAGAAACCUGAAGGAGAUUCACCUUAAUCACAACCACAUCAGAUCCCUACAUCCGUCAUUGUUUCAUGGUUUGAAGAGAGUAAAUUCACUGAGUCUCUCUGGUAACUCUCUCACCUCACUACACCCAGACCAAUUCAGGGACCUUGUCAGUCUCAAAGAAUUAAAACUAAAUGAAAACCAGAUUUUUAACCUUUCUGUAAGCCUGUUUAUCAAUCUAAAUAAUCUAGUAAUCCUCAACCUGGACAACAACCAGAUCCCAGAGCUGUCUCCUGAUGACUUUGUAGGGCUGACUCGCCUUAAAGAGCUCAAACUCAGCAACAAUCAGCUUCAUAGCAUCCCCUUUAACGCCUUUGCUCCCCUCCAAAACCUCCGCAGGCUCCUGCUAAAGAACAACAGCCUGGAAAGAAUACCCACCCAGCUCUUUGCACAACUCUCAAAUCUGACAGAGCUCAACUUGGACGGGAACAAGCUGCAGUUUCUGCAGUCAGGUGUAUUUCAAGGACUCACAAACCUCCAGAGAUUGAGUUUAAGGUUCAACCAGCUCAGAGUGGUGGAGACAGGGACUCUCAACCCAUUAAAAAACCUGAAAGUGGUGUAUCUGUCAGGUAAUUUGUGGGACUGUACCUGUGCAUGGACUCUCUACAUCAGCAGCUGGGUCAACAUGCACAGUGACAAACUCGGAGACCAGCCCACCUGCAUCUUCUCCUCUUUGUCAGACUCUAUUUCACCUCCAUCUUCUUCACGCUUUCCUGAGGAGACCCCGCUCUCUCAUGCUGCUCUGUCUCCCUUCUUGUUUCAGGAUGAUUGCUUCAAAAAUGAUGCAAAAAGCUCAUUUCCUUUAGACAUGCUGAAUGUGCUCACCACGCCUCUCUUAGCAGUCAGCACAUUGUGGCAUGCUUUGUAGUGGUUUAUGCUGUCUAAUCUUUUUAUUUGCUGCCUUUGCUUUUAAAGUCUGCUCUUAGUUUUUAAGUAUUUGUACCAAAAUCUUAUGGUUUGGAUUUGUAAUCGUUGUAAACUCAUAUUUUAAUCUAGAAAGCACCUCCACUGGAACUGGGAUCUUUAAAAAAAUGACAAGUUAUACUUGUUAAAAAAAUCAUCCUUAUUAACAAGUAUAACUUGUUAGUGAGUUAUUUUUGUGCUAUUUCAUAUAGAAUUUAAACAAAUCUUAAUGUUUUAUGCCAAAAAAUUGGUACAACUUCUAAUUAAAGCUUCCCUUAAAUUACAGGGACAGUAGAACCACCUCUGUUUGUAUUAUUCAUAACCAGGUCAGGCCAGUGUUGGGAUUUUUACUGUUAAAUUUUGGUUAUGGUUGAAAAAUUUAUCAUCAUAAAUAAAAAAUAACAAGAUUAAAAAAUAACGUGGCAUCACCCUGAAGACAGGGAAAACAAAAACAAAAAGGAGCAAAAAUCAGUCUCAGAAUUAAGAUUUAAAUAGUAAUAUUGUUAUUUUUAUAAAUGGUGUAUAAUAUGGAUGAUAUUUGUGAUUUUAUUAUUGAGUAUUACAUUUUGAUCUGUCACCUCACAGAUAUAAGUCUUCCUGAUUCACAUCCCUGUUGGACCAAGGCCCUUCUGUGUGGAGUUUGCAUGUUCUCCUUGGGCAUGCAUUGGCUCGCUUUGGCUUCCUCCUACAGACAAAAGACAUGUCUGUUAAGUUAAUUGGUGACUCCAAAUUCACACUCACACUUUCAGCGAGUGAGUCAUAAAUACUCAUACACACAAAACAUUGCAGAUACUGUACUCAAUAUCAUUUUACAGCAUUUUAUUAGCUUCUCAUAUUUAAGCAAGUAGGUGAAUUUGGAGCCAUGUUAUUUGAGAUAAAAUAAGGAUGACAACAGUAGACCAUACUUUAAGGUCUGACCUGUUAAAUUGUUUAGAGAAGGAGGAAAGGAAGAGCCGAUAAAACUAAAAACAACUUUCAAAACAGAUAAUUAAAAAAUGACUGUCCGGGUUAUUUGCAAAGUCCAUCAUAAAAAAUGGCAGUCAAAAUGAUGUCCAUAUGGAUGUUGUGGUACUUGAACUCAUUUACCUCUUUGUAAUGUGUGUAUAUAUUAGUAAGAAUGUGAAUUAUGAAUUCUGUGUACAAAAAAGUGACUUUUUUUCAUCUUACGGAUGGUUACUGUCUGUCAUUUUUGAUGAUUUUUUCCAGUGUAAUGUAACUACUGUAACAUGACACCCUAAAUGUAUUUAAACCCCGGUUUUUAUUGUCUAUUAUAUCCUGAUGAAGACUUGUUUGAGUUGAAAUGUGAUGGAACAUCCCUAUUUAAUAGCAGACUUUAAUAUUA
Molecule: messenger RNA, 3546 nt
Organism: Cheilinus undulatus (humphead wrasse)
Lineage: Eukaryota; Metazoa; Chordata; Actinopteri; Labriformes; Labridae
Product: insulin-like growth factor-binding protein complex acid labile subunit
Exons: 3
Coding region: 55-2169 (704 amino acids)
Molecular function (GO): protein binding
Source: RefSeq, a predicted model, not a curated record